This is a messenger RNA of Ornithodoros turicata, 975 nucleotides long. RefSeq lists its product as uncharacterized. The record is from RefSeq and is a predicted model, not a curated record. NCBI's taxonomy places the organism in Eukaryota, Metazoa, Arthropoda, Arachnida, Ixodida, Argasidae. The transcript has a single exon. Bases 1 to 975 code for a protein of 324 amino acids.
AUGAAUCGAGACCAGAAGGCCCGAGACAUCGUCCGCGCCGCCGUUACGGGGCUCAUUCAUCGGCUCGAAGCCCUCUCCAGUAGUGAUGAGCCCUCGCUCCCCGAAGUCGAAGAUACGGCGCGUCUCCUUGAGCAGAAGUCUAGGGAGCUCAAGGAUCUCGACACAACCGUUCAAGCAGGAAUAAGUGACGAGCAGUUCGAGGAAGAUUUCACGGCGGCCAGUCGGUAUCAGGACGACAUCUGCCUCGCGGUUUCCAAGGCCCAACGCCUCAUACGAAGCUCUGCGGUUGCUCCCACAGCUCCCUCCGAUCAACGGCCGCAAACUGCACCUUCAAUAGCCGCCGGUAGCCACCAGUCAGCCACGGUUCGGUCCGUCGUUCUUCCCAAGUUGCACGUGCCUGCAUUCUCGGGCAAGGUGGAUGAUUGGCAGGGAUUUUGGGACCACAACCGGACAACGAUUCAUGAGUGUGCUUCCCUGCCAAAGAUAGAGAAGUUUAAAUAUCUUCUCUCUUAUCUGUCCGGACCUGCUAGGCGAGCCAUCGAAUGGAUUGGGAUUUCUGAUUCCAAUUACGAUACGGCCAUCAGUACACUGCAACAAAGAUUCGGAAGACAGGCAGCACUCGUGGACGCACACAUCGACAAGCUCUUAAGUCUUCAUCCUUCAGCAGCUGCGAAGGACGUCGAGAAGCUGAUGGAUCUCUACGACUCAAUCAAGUUCAGAACUGGCUGCCUCAACAACCUCGGCGUUCCCCAAUCAACUUACGCGGUGAUACUGCAUCGCGUUGUGAUGCGCUGCCUUCCUGAGGAGCUGGCCGUCGAGUUUCGGCAACGGCAGAUCGAGCGCGCUGAGUCGACCGGCCACACCACCGGAUCCACUGCCUCACAGUCUGUUACGAGCGACAUCCUUACCGCAGAACGGAUCAAAGCCGUCGAAGACGUAAUGAAGUUUUUUCGUAGUCACAUAGAAAGUCGAUAA